AAAAUUUAAAGGUAAAGUUCAAGCCUUUAUGGCAAGAGCAUGAGCAGGUGUAGGCCCCAACAACCCUCCCCCUCUUUCUAUCUUAUUAUAUCCUUCAAACUUGAGACUCUGUUGUGGGAAACUCUAGUUCUUCUCUUCACUGCCCAACAUACAAUGGAGGAAAUGAAGAAGUAUUGCCACAUUCCAGCAUUUGGUGACUGGGAUUUCAGUGAUGGAGUUCCAAUCACUCAGUAUUUUGAUUCUGCUAGGAAUUUCUUUGUGGAAGAUAAGGACUUGUUCCCUGUUCCUGUCCAGAUUAUUCCUGCCUAUGCAUAUCACCACCAAAUCAAGGUGAUAAAAAAUGUGAAACCAGAGAGUGAAGAGAAGAAGCAGAAGAAGAAGAAGAAGAAGAAGAAGCAGCAGCAGAGAAAGGCUUGUGAUUUGGUGACACAGAAGCCAAGAAAGCAUUCAGCUCCAAAGAUUGAAGAAGAGGACUUGUAUAGGAUCUCACCUGAGCUCUUGUACCAGAAAUCCAAGAGGAAAAAAUUUGCAAAGGGCUUCUGGUUUGGAUGUAUGGGGUGCAUCCAUUGAUAUCAAAGUUGUGAUCAAGUGUCUACCUUCAUGUUUUUGUAAAUUUGGUUUCUU
Messenger RNA from Dioscorea cayenensis subsp. rotundata (Guinea yam), 624 nucleotides. RefSeq lists its product as uncharacterized. Bases 40 to 570 code for a protein of 176 amino acids. NCBI's taxonomy places the organism in Eukaryota, Viridiplantae, Streptophyta, Magnoliopsida, Dioscoreales, Dioscoreaceae. The record is from RefSeq and is a predicted model, not a curated record. The transcript is spliced from 4 exons.